UAAUUGUGUUAUCUCACGCGCAAUCGAAGGACGAGGACAAACGUGCGGUGUGUCGUGUCACAUUCGCAUAUUCGAACCUCAAAAAAAAAAGAAACCUCGCUCCUGUAAUUCGUUCGAGUGAGCAACGUGAGUGAGUGACGUGACUUGGAGAAACCUCCUCGUAGGCUAGAGGAUGGGUAAUCAUCAUCAGGCAUCGCGUUUGGUGCUCGCGAUGUCAGCGAGCCUCCUCCUCCUCCUCCUCCUCCUGGCCACGCCGGGCCACGUAGCCGGCUCAGGGGUGUUACAGAUUCGCGGUAUACCGGUGGCAAAGAACUCGUUGUAUCGCCCGGAUCGAGACUUCGAGUGCCUGGAUGGUAGCCGGUUAAUACCGUUCACGUGGGUCAACGACGAUUAUUGCGACUGCGGGGACAGCAGCGAUGAGCCCGGGACGGCGGCCUGUGCCAACGGCUCGUUCUACUGCGAGAAUGCCGGACACAAGCCGGCCUAUAUACCGUCGUCAUGGGUCAAUGACGGCGUGUGCGACUGCUGCGACACGAGCGACGAAUAUGCUUCCAGGGCGCGCUGUGUAAACAAUUGCAACGAAUUGGGCCGGGAAGCCCGAUUGGAGCAACAGAAGGCGGAGCAGUUGGCGCGAGAUGGUAACAAGCUGCGCUUGGAGUUAGUGACAAGAGGCAAAACAAUCAAGGCGGAGCAUCAAUCGCGUUUGGUGAAACUAAGAGCGGAUUAUGCGGAAACAGAAUUAAUGAAGAAGGAGAAGGAGAUUUUAAAGACACAGGCAGAGGAACGGGAGAGCUUGGCAUUGGAAAAGUACAAACCCGUCGAGCCGGAACAACAACCGGCAACAGAGGAGAGGCCUGGCGAGGAGGAAGAGGAAUUAAAUGUCUCCGAAGCGGAAGAUUAUUUUAAGAUUCUGGAUUCAGAUUCUAGUGGUACAAUAACAGUGGCAGAAUUGCAAACCAGAGCUACGUUCGAUAAAAAUAGGGAUGGGGCUGUGUCGGAAGAAGAAGCACUAUAUUUCCUCAAUGAUAAGAAGGAAGUCACUCCGCAAGAAUUUGUAGAUACUGCGUGGGCAAAUAUAAAACCUUUCUUAAUGUUGGAGCAAGGUAUGUUUAAAGCGGCAGAGAAUAAAAAAGAAGCCGAUGAACAACAACAGCCUUUGGAUGAUUCACAUCAUGAAAGAGAGGAAGAAGACGAAGAGGAAGAAACUACAGACACAGAAGAAGAGGAAACUACCCCUGAAGAGGAACAGGAGACUGAACCACAGGAACCAGAAGUCCAAUAUGACGAAGAAACGCAAGCACUCAUUGAUGAGGCCAAUAGCGCUCGCGAACGUUUUCAGGAAACCGUGAAAGCCGUCAACGAGUUGCAGUCAGAAAUUAGACAGCUGGAGGAAAAACUGGAUCGCGAUUACGGGCCAGAAGAAGAAUUCGCGGCGCUCGAUGGCGAGUGCUUCGAAUACACUGACCUAGAAUACAUCUACAAACUGUGUUUAUUCGGUAAAACGACACAGAGGUCCAAAUCCGGCGGUAAUGACGUCAAUUUGGGUCAUUGGUAUGACUGGGUAGGAACGGGCGAUAACAAGUACACCAAGAUGAAGUACGAUCAAGGUCUCACUUGCUGGAACGGUCCGGCGCGUUCCACUAUUGUCACCAUGUUGUGCGGAACAGAGAACAAGCUCAUCUCGGUGACGGAACCGAGUCGUUGCGAGUACGCGAUGGAAUUCUCCACGCCGGCACUCUGCAAUCCUAGUUCGGCAGACUCCGCGGACAAGCAUGACGAACUGUGAAAUUAUUGCUCCGUUAGUAAAACAAUAAAAGCGCGCGCACGUGGUCAGUCGCACGUACAAUGUGAAUCGUCAAGCACUUACGCUCUUCGCGGAUUGCGAGACGUGUUACAAGGAUCGAGAAAGCAACGUUGGACGAAUCGUUUUGAAAAUAUUUCCACACUACAGUCGUAAUUAGUAAUGUAACUAGACAUUUUUUUACUUUCUUCUUUAUUUUAAUAGAUAUUUUUUAUUCGUCCUGAAUUGGGAUAUAGUACACCACACAUUUUUUUUCUAUAACAUAGUGAAUAUUACUGUAAGCAUCUGGGUGACGAGAAAAAGUUUACAAAAGAUUCUAUUGUGUAUAGUAUUUUAGUAUCAGUACUUUGUAUAAACUCAACCAGAUAAAAUUGUAAUAUUAAAGACAAAACAUAUUGUCAACUCAUAGAGUCCAGUCAUGUAUUGGGUUGAUCAAAAAAUCAAUCGCCUUUUUUUAUAUCACUCUCACAUACAUUAUUACAAAUUAUGAACCAGUCAAAAUCAAUAUAUGAUGUAUAAAAAUAAACCCGAUAUAUGUGUAUAUACAUAUAUAACAAAAUUUGUUAUAUAUCUUAUCUUUGGAUUACGUUAAUUUACACACACAUUAAUCAAAAAUAUGUUAAUAAAAAAAAGAAAAAAGACGAAAAGAAUUUUUUGGUAAAUCUAAUACAAUACAUGACGGAUUUAAACGGUAAUACUUAAAUAAUUUUUUUUUUAUAGAAAAAGAAAUAUUGUAAUUAGAGUAUUUCUCUCCCCGUUUAAAUGUGCCGCUGUGUAUACGAACUACAACGUUACGAUCGCGAUCAAUUAUCCAUCCUUGCAUCCGAAGAGUCCGUUGACUCAGUAUUGAACGAAGAGUGUUGGUUAGUGAUAACUGCAAGGUAAUUUAUUCUCAAACCUUAUCUCCGUGGCACCGAUAAUGAAAUCAUUACUAUGCGCAAAGCUGUUGUAUUAAAAAUGACUGUUACAUUCCUCUUUUUGUACACAAAGAAGUUUCUAUGUGAUCUAAAAAUAAAAUUGAGAUCACGGCUAAAUGCCAGGUCCGACGAAACAUAUACUUUAUACCAAACUUGUACGUAUAUCUCGAAACGAUAACAGAAAAAAUAAUUAUGUACCGUUUCCGGGAUUCGAUUAGUCACAUAUGCGUACAGACUAUGUUCAGCAUUUAAGUCGGAUAUUUGUAAUUUUUUAACUAUGCGCGAUACUAUGGGGUAUAUUAUAUAAUAAAGAGAGAAAAAGGUUCUGUUGUAACUGUAAUUUGUGAUGGCAGCUUUAUUUACAUCAAUGAAAAGAGAUUUGUUCUGUGUAAAUGCGUGUAUAUGCAUAUGUAUGUCUGCGUGUAGAAUUCCUCUUGUUAUUCCUUGUACAUUAUUACAUAAUAUUACAAUGAGACUUGAUAGUUAAA
Molecule: messenger RNA, 3206 nt
Organism: Formica exsecta
Lineage: Eukaryota; Metazoa; Arthropoda; Insecta; Hymenoptera; Formicidae
Gene: GCS2beta
Product: glucosidase 2 subunit beta
Exons: 2
Coding region: 173-1786 (537 amino acids)
Biological process (GO): N-glycan processing
Cellular component (GO): glucosidase II complex
Molecular function (GO): calcium ion binding; protein binding
Source: RefSeq, a predicted model, not a curated record